Molecule: messenger RNA, 6235 nt
Organism: [Torrubiella] hemipterigena
Lineage: Eukaryota; Fungi; Ascomycota; Sordariomycetes; Hypocreales; Clavicipitaceae
Source: the annotation of a GenBank genome assembly
CUCGGCGUUGGGAGUCAAACUUCGGCGUUGUGAAAGAAACUCGGCGACUUCAGCCAAUCACGGCGCGACUCUGUGGGUGGCUCGGCGCAGCUGACCAAUGGGCGACGACAGCGGCCGAUAACCGGCGUCGGUGUAAGUGGUAAGCAGACGAUGCAUGAAAAAAAAGGGCACAGAAUGUAUAAAAUAAAUACUGCAAAACUCCCCAAUCUUCUAAGAAGGGCAGAAAGACAGUAGCUAUCUUUGAAAUGGAAAAUACGACGUCGACACCCGUCAUCAUCGACAUGGCCGAUGCCGAAAAGGCAGACGGCCCGGAUCUCAACUACCAAGAUCCCACCAAACUGUCCUGGUCGCGCAAACUACUGGUCGUUGUCGCAGGCUUCACGGCCACGUUCAACUGCAACCUCGCCUCUUCCCUCCCCUCCGGCGGCCUCGUCUCCAUUUCCGAGCACUUCUCCGUCUCAGAACGCCCGCUGCUCGUCCUCCUAAACUCUCUAUACAUGGUGGGAUAUGUGCUCGGCCCGUUGCUCUGGGGUCCUCUGAGUGAAUACAAGGGCCGUCGUCCUGUGUUGCUGUCCACGUUUGCCGGUUACCUCAUCUUCUUGCUAGCUUCGUCUAUUGCACCAGACUAUGCAUCGCUGCUCAUCUUUCGCACGCUAGGCGGUAUCUGUGCAUCCGCACCCACGGCCGUUAUUGGUGGUCUGUAUGCCGAUGUCCUCGAUAACCCGACGCAUCGCGGCAUCGCAAUGUCCUUUUAUCUCAGCAUCACUACUGCCGGCCCUCUCGUUGGACCAGUCAUUUCCGGAUACGCUUCGCAAAUCUCAUGGAGCUGGCCCUUUUGGAUUGCCGCAUUUAUUGCGUCUCCCGGAAUCCCCUUGGUCCUCGCCCUCCCCGAGACUUAUGUCCCCGUCCUAAAACAAAAGGCCAUGGUUCGAUGGUUACAGGAGAAUGGCGCACAUCGAAAGGAAAUUGAAAGCGUAUCAAGCACCGGCUUAGACCCAAGAAAGAUCUUCCUUCGACCUGCCGUCCUUAUGGCUACCGAGCCAGUGUUGCUCUUCAUGGCUCUGUACUUGGCUCUGACCUAUGCCAUUAUGUUUCUCACUUUUCAAGCUUAUCCCAUCAUCUUCCAAGAACACUACGGCCUAUCACCCGCUCGAGCUGGUCUGGCUUAUAUCCCAAUCAUUAUUGGUGUUCUUUCUGCCUUUGUAGCAGGCACCUUUUACGGAUGGUACUUUGACAACGCGGCUGCCAACGGCGCUCCAUGGGCACAAAAGGAAGUAUACCGCCGACUUCCUAUUGCCUGCGUCGGAUCUCCAUUCAUGGUGAUUGGCCUCUUCUGGCUAGGCUGGACAAGCUACCCAGGCAGCAUCCCUGCUAUCACGCCCAUGAUGAGCGGCAUCGUCUUUGGCUUUGGCAUGCAGCUCAUCUACAUUGGCGGCCUCAACUUCAUCACAGAUGCCUUCAAGACGCUCUCUGCUUCCGCACACUCUGCCGCAGGAAUCACACGCUCCAUCAGCGCUGUCCUGCUGCCAUUGGCCACCAGUGCCAUGUAUUCCAACCUCGGCGUCCAUUGGGCCCCAUCUCUGCUGGCCUUUCUCUCUUUAGCAAUGGGACUGGUUCCCUUUGUAUUCAUCUACUUUGGUGAUAGCUUCAAGCCACGGACCGUACCCGUUUAAAUGGGAUCAAAUAUAUAAUGUUAGAAUGCCACGUUGGUUGCUGUUGCAUAGUGGAAGAAACAAAACAUUGUUCAUAUAAUUCAUACUAAUCUACAAAGAAUACCCCUCUCUACAUUGGCUAGUAGAAAACAAAAACAUAGCGAUAUAGUGACGCUUCUGAUAAUGCACAGACUAAGCCCCAGCCCAAACCGCAGCUGGCUCAUAAUACUCCUGGAAUCGAUCCGUUUCGUCCCACUGAACAUUGUACACCACGUUCCAGCAUACUAGCAACAACGAAGUAAACCUCGUCGUCCAAAAGUACAGAUAUCCAUCGGGAAGCGCACCAACUGUUUUACGAAGACUGUCAGACAUGUCUUCGUAGUGGUUCUUCUUGUUGCGCAGUGCUCGCAAAAGGUCAAGCAGACGAGACCCAGUGUACUUGCGCUGCUUGCCCAGCGAAUCCAAAAACUCGCGCGGCAGAGCCUUCUGGAAGUCACCUCGGGUAACCUCCAUGGCGUGGCUCUCCAAUUCCAUAAGUGCCGCAGAUGGGGGAUCGCGCGGUUCCUUUUCAAAGUGAUCCGAUACAUCGCAGAGGAAGGCCAAUCGCUUCUUGGCAGGCCAGAAGAACGGAUGUGCCAUAACUUCACGGGCGUUGGGUCGACGGCUUGGAUCCGCAUCCAACAUGGACGCAAUCAAGUCCUUGGCCUCUUCCGCAACUUCGCCAAGCAUAUCGAGCGCCUUCAGAUUGUAGCUGCCCUUGCGAAUGUUGACUUCGCGCAUGUACCGGUCGCCGCAGUCAAACGGAUGUGACCCAUUGGUGAGCACAUAGAAGAAGACCAAGCCUAGCGAGAAGAUAUCAAUAGCGCGAGUCGCACGGCGGCCGCUCGGCAUGCCGUCGUUGAGAAUCGAUCCAGAGCCACUAUGCGUACUAGCAUCGACCAUGCUUGUCUCUCGGGCAUCAUCAUCUAACAACAACUCCGGGGCGCGCCAGCCUGAUGUGCCCGCCGCUCUACCAGUCGUAGCUCCAAAGGACGACUGUCCACCUUCAAGCUUCUUGCAAAGACCAAAGUCAGAAACAAGCAGACGCGGCUUGCCUCCCUUGCCCAUGUUGAUGAGAAUAUUCUGUGGCUUGAGAUCGCGAUGGACAAUGCGCAAGUUAUGCAAGUGGCUGAUACCAUUGGUUAUCUGGAAUAAGACACCCUGCAGAUCCAAGCGGCCAGCAUUAGCGAGCUCCCGGUAGGCGUGUGGCUUCUCAAUCACAUCGGCCAACGAGGCAGCGCAACGCUCUAGCGCGAUAUACAGGAAUCCAUCCGUCAUUUGCUGCGAGUAGUAUCGGAUGACGUUAGGAUGGUCAUCACUCUCUCGCAGCAAUCGGGUUUCUUGCGACGCAAUGUCGUAAAAUUGAAUCAACAUGCGCUUGACUGCUACCUCGCGGCCGUCAAACUUACCGGCAAACACAAGCGUGCCAUUGCUGCCGGUACCAAGCUGGAUCUCCGUGUUGACUUCUAUGUUACCCAUGCGGAUGAUGGGCCCGGUGACGGCCUGCAUGUCGUUGGCGACAGUCAUGACAUCGGGUUCCAGAAGAGGACGGUCGCCUAGCUUCUUGGCGUUGCGGAUAGCUUCGUCUACUGCCGCAUCAUUGUCCUUUUGCUCGUCCUUUGGUGAUGAUUCUUGGUUGUUCUUAUUCUUCUUGUGUUUCACACCGCCGCGGCGUCCGCGAUGAGCCUUCUUCUUCUUUUCAGGAACAGGUGUGCUUGGGCCUUCAGGGGAUGGCGUCAGUUGCGAGUCACUAAGAUCGUCCUGAGCAGAUGUAUCUGCAGGGGCUUCUGCCGCGGUAGUAACAACAGCCUUUGGCUUUGUAGGAGUCGCAUCAAUGUCCACCAUGGCUGCAGCGUCCUCCUCCAACUGCACUUCUUUGUCCUGCGCAACAUCCUCUGGCUUAGGGAUCGCCAGUUCAUCCUUUGCAGGUUCAGUCGGUGUUAGAGGAUCAGCCUUGUCCGCUGUGUCAAUGAGAGUAGUAGCAGCCCCCUUUUCAUCGGCGGGAGGUGUUGGUGGCAGCUUGGCAUCAACAGACUUCUCCUUGGCUGCUGUUGAUACUGAUGCUUGUUCCUCCACCUUUGGCGGCUGGGCUUCAUCUUUGAGCUCUGCUUCCGCAGUCUGCUUUUUGUCAUUUGGUUCCUGUGUCGAUUUGGGUUCAGUCUUGGCCAACUUCUCCUUUUCAUCAGGUUGGGGUUGGCCAAAUACGUCAUUGAGCUCUCGCAUGACACCCUUGACUCGCAUGCGGCUAUAAGAGCGGCGUAACUUGUCAUGGUUAUACAUGAGGGUGCCGAUAAAGAGGAUAAUGAGAAUCGGGUUGCUGACAAAGUCGACAAUGCUGUUUGCCGCGCUUUUGGGUAGAGACUUUACUUUGGUCACGAUAGUUUGUUCGAGAGGCUCAUAGGCAGGCAACAGAGGAAUAGUCGGAUCGACUUCUGAUUCUUCAUAUCCGUCACCGCGGACGGUACCGGGGAGGCUGGGAAGUUGUUUGGGGGUACCUCGAAUGCUAUCCAAAUAAUGGGUACCAACAAGAGCAUUGUUAAUCUUGUUUUGUUCCGCUGUUUCCCAGGAUGGGGAUCCGUUGGGAUCAGAGGCCUGGGCACGAGGUGCGUGGAUAAUAAGCGGGUAGGAUCUGCCGGACAUGGCAUACCAGCUACCAGCCUCAGUCUGGUUCAAAAAGAUUCGGUUGCUGCGCUUCAUGGCAAUCGCUUCGUCUGGUGAUGGCAUGGUAGGCUGGGGAAGGACAACCAGCUGCGGGUUGCUGCCAGAGACAGCGUCCCAGGGGCGGCAGACAUCAAAGACGCGGGCGACAGGUGCCGAGAACUUGUGGCUAAAGAGGGGUGACAUCUUUUCGGCACGAGAGUGGUCAAAGGCGUAGACUUUGCCGUCGUGACGACUCGUAAUGUAGCGGCUAUCGAGAGAGGUAUGGUAUUGCUGCAUGAGGUCGCUGUCGAAGUUGUUGGGGCCCCAUUCCGAAUACUUGAGUGUCGCAAUGGGCCUGCCAUCUUGACGCUGAAUGCCAACGGUAUACUCGGUGCGGCCCAAGGUAAUGGUGCCAAUGGUGCUACAUUCCUCAUCUUGGCCCUCAAAUGUGUUGGGCUGCAGACAGCUGUCUACUUCAUUAAUAUGGGAGCCGCUGGAGCCAAACCACUUGAGGACACGGCCUGUGGCGGCAUCGAGCGUGACCAUGGUGGUCUUCUUGUCACCAGUGUACACUACCGCUGGAUCCUCUUGGGGAGCGUAGGGAGCAAGCUCCUCGACAAGUCGCUUCAUGGUAAAGUCGGUACGGACGAGGCCGACGCCGGCGUCGGGGAUCCAGACAAAGACGCCGCCAUCCUGACUAGGCUCGACGGCCCAGAUGUAAUGAUCGACGGGGCUGUAGUCUUCGUCGAGGACGGAGUUGUUGACUCUAAAAUGUUUUGUCUCGACCAUGGGUUGGUCAACCUCUAGGUGCCAGAGCUCCUUGCCGGUUUUCCGGUCGCUGGCAUAGAGGUCUCCAUCGACGGUCGCCAGAAGAACAAAGUCUUCUACCUCCCAAUCCCCCAGACUCCGCGCAGACUGCGGCGAGGAGAUUCCGGCAGCGCUGCUGCUGGAUCCACGAUGUCGGGAAAGAUGUGGUGCUCGGACGGCAUCGGCCGGAGCUAAAGUUGCGAUGGCGCUCGCAUCGUCAGAUUGAACUGCGUUCUGGUUGUUGUUGGUUUGUCGCCUAGGUUGUUGGCGCUUUUCGUUAUUGCGGCUGGGGCUACGAGAGACAAUGGUUUCUCUAGUACCAGUCACGGUAUCAACUUGCGUAGCAUCCAAGUCAGGCACUACCCGUUCUGCAGGGGCAACGCGGACUUGUUCUGCUUGCUGGACAAUAGCUUCGGGCGCCGCUGCAUUCGCAGACUGCUGUUGCGCGGAGGCGAGCUGAAGCCAGGGCAGGACGAUGAUGGCAAAGGCAAGCAACAAUUUAUUUUGGCCUGCCGUAUGUCGGCCGUCGCCAGAGCGGCGCGGCAGCAUCUUAAUGUAUGUUGUUCGGUCGUGUCGGAUGAGAUGCAAUCAUGAGUUCUCGGGGGGGUGUCGAUUUCAAUGGUGGGAAGCCGGGGGUGGCUGGCGACGGGAGGCAAAUGCCAUAACCAAGCGACGAGCGAUUGCUGGUGGAAAGCGGCUCAGUCUUCUCUACGGUAGAGAAGUGCUGGAGCUGCCGGUCGGGAUUUAAAAAAAAAUGAGACGAUGGACAGCAGGACGGGCCGCUUGUUGCUUGUUCGAGAAUCGGGCUGUGUGCGUAAGUGUGUUUGUGGGAUGAAAUGCGCUGUGUCUAGCGAUGACGGAUAAAAAAAGAUGUGUCGCUACGAUUAAAUCGGGGUGUGUGAAAUGAUGAUGCGUAGAUGAAUGUCGAUGUGCUAAUAGAGAUGAAAGAGUCAGGAAAUGCCGACGGACGAGGAUAGGCUGAAAUAAAGUUGUGUGUGGGAGGAGAAGCAAACGAAAAAUGGUGAUGAGUCGGAAAAGGGAGAGGAGGUACAGUACAUGCACUACAGUACCUGCCGCCUCUAGUAUCAAGUGUGUGG